AGACCGAUAUAGCUCGUUGAUCUGUCGACUGACAUCAAUAUCAGUCCGAAGAAUCAUCCCUGAGUCCGUGGGAACAUCCUUUAAAAUUGUCAGAAACCCAUGGUUAUAGAGGCUCAAGAUGGUAAAACUUUUGAAAAAAAAAUUCGAUUUUAUAAUGAUUAAUAAGGAGUAAACUGUAUUUUCAAUUUGAUUUUUAAUUUUUAGAUUUAUUUUCCUCCAAAAUUUUAAUUUAAAAUUUAAAAAAAUAAUGGGCACAGACGACUGUGUUGCUAAUCCAGCAUGUUGGGUAGAAAGUAAACCCUGCAAGUGUGGAGCUCAGAAUUGGAUUGCUACUCAUGUUGAGCGUGUAGCUAUUAAAUUUGGGGGCGGAAAGGGUUGGUUUAAUGAUUUUGAAGGGGUUUCAGUGGGAUAA
Molecule: messenger RNA, 412 nt
Organism: Meloidogyne enterolobii
Lineage: Eukaryota; Metazoa; Nematoda; Chromadorea; Rhabditida; Meloidogynidae
Source: the annotation of a GenBank genome assembly